Messenger RNA from Gekko japonicus, 1578 nucleotides. It is a transcript of the gene CHRDL2, whose product is annotated as chordin-like 2. The transcript is spliced from 11 exons. Bases 262 to 1578 code for a protein of 438 amino acids. The record is from RefSeq and is a predicted model, not a curated record. Gene Ontology annotation, molecular function: protein binding. Lineage: Eukaryota; Metazoa; Chordata; Lepidosauria; Squamata; Gekkonidae.
UAUCACAGUCUAGUUCUUUGCUUUCCAAAGGAGGCGUCUUUGAAGAAGCGUUUGGCGGCAUCAGAGGCAGCUGUGGCUGAGGUGCGCGGAGAGCAUCUCUUUUGCUCUCCCCACGAGUGUCUCUACCGGCUGACUCUGUAACUACCGCUUGGCGCUUUCUCUGCCCCUUGGGAAUUCUCAGGAGAGAAAGUGCUUCUUGGAUCCCCCUUUUUCUCUCCCCCAUCCUCCGCUCUCUCCUGUCAUCCCACCUUGAACAGAAGAAUGAUUGCAGAAGUCAGAGAGAUUAUUUUUGGCCUGGGAUUCCUGCUUCUUUCUUUGACUCCGGAAACAGAGGCGAUACCCGAUCCGGAUUCCUUCUGUUUGUUCAACGGACAGAGGUACCACCCAGGAGAAAGCUGGCAUCCUUACCUGGAACCCCAGGGGGUGAUGUACUGCAUCAAGUGCACCUGUUUUGAGGAUUCCAACGUCAGCUGCUAUCGAAUCCAGUGCCCCGCUCUCCCGUGCCCAAACCCCAUCGUGGACCCUCAGCAGUGCUGCGGCAGGUGCCCAGAACUUUACAGCCCACCUGGACUCGAGGAGCCAGUCGAUUCCUCCUGCGAAUACAAUGGGGCAACGUACCAAAACGGCGACCUGUUCACGGCCAGCGAACUCUUCCCUUCCAAGCUGCCGAACCAGUGCACGCAAUGCAGCUGCUCGGAAGGCCAGAUCUACUGCGGUUUGGUGACGUGCCCAGAUCUGUUCUGUGCCUCUCCUCAGACUGUUCCAGAUUCAUGCUGUCUGGCCUGCAGAGACAGUUCCUACGACAGUUUGGCAGAAGAGGAACCCCUGCAGCUGAACGGCCACACACGGGAGCAGUGCACAGGGGAGACAAGAAACGAAGCCGCUGAUAUGCCAACCGGUGCUUCACUGGAGUUUGUCCCUAACAGCGGCAAACAGAGAGGGGGUGGCACGACGGUCAAAAUCAUCUUGAAAGAGAGACACAAGAGAGCUUGUGCAUACAACGGGAAGACCUACUCCCACGGGGAAGUGUGGCACCCAACCUUCCGUUACUUUGUGCCCCUGCCUUGCAUUCUGUGCACGUGUCGGGAUGGGAUCCAGGACUGCCAAAAUAUCGUGUGUCCCAGCGAGUAUCCUUGUGAAGAGCCUCGGCACGUAGAAGGGAAAUGCUGCAAAGUAUGCCCAGACGACGAGGCGAUAGCUGCUGCCCCGGUCAACACCAACAAAUGCAGAGUGUCCAUCUACAUGUUCACCGCCUCCGGAUCUGAGAAAGAUAACUUGAGGAAAAUUGCCGUCGAGAGGGAAUCCUCAGACGAAGUGGAAAUCUAUAUCUGGAAGCUAGUGAAAGGUAUAUUUCAUUUGGUUCAGAUCCAGAAGGUCAACAAACUGGAGUUCAGGCAAGGAGUCCGGAACUUCCGGCUGCUCUCCCAGACGAAUGAAGGUACAUAUAAUGCCUCUGAAAUGAUUAAGACCGGGUCCAGUCACUUAGGGGGUGUCACUGACAUCAGGGGCAGGUCUUUGGUCACCCCGAGCAAGAAUCUUAGCGAGGAGAAACGGGUCCUGGCAGGGGUCAUUUCGUAG